Drosophila innubila is the source of this 3669-nucleotide messenger RNA. It is a transcript of the gene fkh, whose product is annotated as protein fork head. The transcript has a single exon. The record is from RefSeq and is a predicted model, not a curated record. Gene Ontology annotation, biological process: regulation of transcription by RNA polymerase II; anatomical structure morphogenesis; cell differentiation. NCBI's taxonomy places the organism in Eukaryota, Metazoa, Arthropoda, Insecta, Diptera, Drosophilidae. Gene Ontology annotation, molecular function: DNA-binding transcription factor activity, RNA polymerase II-specific; RNA polymerase II cis-regulatory region sequence-specific DNA binding; protein domain specific binding.
AUGCAACAAAUAUUUCAAUUAAUUAACGCAGUGACAGUGCAUUGAACAACAAUAACAACAAUAAUUCAUAUAAAACAAAAACAAAAGAGAAAACAAAACAGAAAGAGAAAACAAGUUUUUCGGUUUGCCGUUUUUCAUUUCUAUUAACUUAUCGAACGCGUCGUUUGAGCGCGUUGAGAAUUUGUUGCAUAGAUUUUGAACGCAGCGCGUUGAAAAAGCCGGCAACAUAACGGCGCAACUAUUGAACAGCUUUCUCAAGGGUAGUCCCCACCAGACCACCAUAGAUAUAAUGCAAAAGCUGUAUGCGGAGCCGCCGCCCAGUGGUGCGCCCGUCAGCAUGUCCAGUGCUGGCGGUCCGCCAACUAGUGGCGGUGGUGCGGUGCCGACCAGCAACCACAACAAUCCCAAUCCCACCUCCAAUGGCGGCAGCAUGAGUCCGUUGGCGCGCUCCGCUUACACCAUGAACAGCAUGGGCCUCACAGUCGGUGGCAUGUCAUCGGUGUCGCCACAAGCCGCGGCCACCUUCGGCUCCAGCGUACUCGACUCGGCGGCAGCGGUGGCAAGUAUGAGUGGCAGCAUGGGCGCAGCAGCGGCCAUGAAUUCCAUGGGCGGCAACUGCAUGACGCCCAGUUCGCUGAGCUAUGCAAGCAUGGGAUCGCCACUGGGCAACAUGGGCGGUUGCAUGUCCAUGUCGGCGGCCAGCAUGUCGGCAGCCGGUCUGGGCGCCGGCUACGCUCCCAUGCCGUCCGGACAGCGCGACAUGGACAACAGUUCGCCGAAUUCACGGCGUGGCAUCGACAAGCCAACCACAUAUAGACGGAGCUAUACGCAUGCCAAGCCGCCAUAUAGCUACAUCUCCCUGAUCACGAUGGCCAUACAGAACAAUCCGACACGCAUGCUUACUCUGUCGGAGAUCUACCAGUUCAUCAUGGAUCUGUUUCCCUUCUAUCGGCAGAAUCAGCAACGCUGGCAGAAUUCCAUACGCCACUCGUUGAGCUUCAACGAUUGCUUUGUGAAGAUUCCCCGCACGCCAGAUAAGCCGGGCAAGGGUUCGUUCUGGACACUGCAUCCGGACUCGGGCAACAUGUUCGAGAACGGUUGCUAUCUGCGGAGACAGAAGCGUUUCAAGGACGAGAAGAAGGAGGCAAUUCGGCAGCUGCACAAGAGUCCGUCGCACAGCAGCCUGGAGGCGACCAGUCCGGGCAAGAAGGAUCACGAGGAUUCGCAUCACAUGCACCAUCAUCAUCACACGAGUCGCCUGGAGCACCAUCAGCACCACAAGGAGUCGGGCGGAGGCGGCGGAGUGCCGCUUGCCGGCGUCAAUGUCCUCAGCGCAGCGCACAGCAAGGACGCGGAGGCGCUGGCCAUGUUGCAUGCCAAUGCCGAGCUAUGCCUCGGCCAGCAGCCACAGCAUGUGCCCACGCAUCAUCACCAUCAGCACCAUCAGCUGCAGCAGGAGGAGCUGUCGGCGAUGAUGGCCAAUCGCUGUCAUCCGUCGCUGAUCAGCGACUAUCACUCGUCGAUGCAUCCACUGAAACAGGAGCCAUCCGGCUAUACGCCUUCCAGCCAUCCGUUCUCCAUCAAUCGCCUGCUGCCCACAGAGUCCAAGGCGGACAUUAAAAUGUACGACAUGAGCCAGUACGCCGGCUACAACGCUCUCAGUCCGCUGACCAACUCACACGCUGCCUUAGGCCAGGACUCCUACUAUCAGAGUCUCGGUUAUCAUGCGCCCGCCGGCACCACGAGCUUGUGACAUCAUCAGUAUCCGCUGGCUUAAGGGCGCGCGGAGCAGAUGCUGCGCUUUGGCAGCAGCGGCGGCAGCUCGCAUCAUCACCAGCAGCAGCAGCAGCAGCAACAGCAGCAACACUUGCAGCAACAGCAGCACCAUCAGCAGCAGCAGCAGCAACAGCAACAACAGCAGCAGCAGCAGGCGGCGCAGCAACUGACAUCCGCUACAAAUACCACAACAAAAGCCAGCAGCAAGCCAGCGGUGGCCGUCAAUUACUCACAGAAGCUAGCCGCCACAGUGCAACAGCAGCAGCAGCAGCAACAACAGCAACAGCAACAGCAGCAGCAGCAGCAACAACAACAGCAGCAGCAGCAACAUCAGCAGCAGCAACAGCAAUUGCUGCAUAGCCAACUGUCAGCGGAGCUGCAGGAGGAUUCAUCAAACAUUACCAGCGACCUAAGCGAGGAGCAACUGCAACAACAUCAGGCAGCACAGCAGCAGCUCUACAACAACUAUCAGCAAUAUGCGGCUGCUGCCAGUUACCGCAACUGGAAUCACAGUUUGACAUUCAACAGCGCUGCCGCAUUGCAGAAUCUGCUGUAGCCCAGCACAAGGCGAGGCUUUGUGUAAGUUUUGAGCCUUCGUCUCGGAUUUGGACUCGAACCCGGACAAUCCUCAAUCUCAGUCAGAGUCUCAGUAUCAGUAUCAGUAUCGAUGUCAGUGUCAGUCUUGGCCAGGCCAAUUAGCGAGCGGCUGUUCAAUGGCUUUUAGCACCUGGGCGCAUCCUUUGAGCUCGAGCACGUGAGUAAGAGUAAGAGUUAGAGUUAGAGUCCGGCUCCUCAUCCUCCACUUGUAAAUAGUCCAAUUAACUCUACUGCAAGCACUCAGUCUUUGCUUAGUCUUCGCCUUUAUGUUGACGAGUAUCUUUUGUUUUUGUUUUUUCGAUGUCGUUCUGUUGAGGAAUUCAAGAAAAAAGUGAUGUAGUUGUAAGUGCAGCAACGGCCACAUGUAUAAUCAAUUAUGUUAGCCGUUAAGCAAAGAUCUUUGUUAACAUUUAUGUUUGCUAUAAGAAACAAAACAAAACAAAACAAGAAAUCAAGAAAUUCCGUGCCAUUUGUUUAUCCUCAAAGUAAGCAAUAACAAUCAAAUCGGUUAAAACAAAUAAUCAGCAUUUUAAAUGUAUGUGAAAAGAGAGAGAGAGAGAUAAAUUGAGAGAGAGAGUAAUGCGGGAUUGUGUGUAAUGUUCAUUUAAAACAAAUCCUUUUAUCCAAAGGCAAUCGAAUUCGAAUCGCAAAUGAUCAAAAACCAAAAACUUAAUAUCCAACAAAUGCAAAAAGACCCUUAAGAAUCUUCAAAUUAUUUAACUAAGCAACAAAAUUUGGCCAUGCAUAGGAAACGUCACGUUUUAAUUAAACAAUUACUUAUACGUUAUGUAUAAUUUUUAAACUUAUUAUAUCAUUUCUUUUAUACAGCAACAAUUAAUUUUCUGUUAUUGUGCGAAUUCGCUUAGGCUUAAACAUUCUGUAAAUAAUUAGACUAUAUGCAUAUAAAUAUAUAUAUAGAAAUAUGUAUGUAUAUUUAAUUCUAAGCAAGCUAAUAUUAAACUUCACACCCAAAAAAGAGAAAAUAAAAAAAAACAGUUUUUAAACUAACUUGAGAAUUAAUCAAAUUGUAUGCUACACAACAUUAAUAAAUAUUGUAUAGUAUUUAACAUUUAAUUAGCAUAAAUAAAUACAAUACAAAUAAAACAGAAAACAACAUGAUGAAGGAAAAACAAAAACAAUGAACGAAAAACUGCAAUUAUUAUUCAAUAAUUUUUAUUAAUAUUAAUUUUAUUAUUGUGCGUCAACAAAAAAUCCAACACACUCUUGCGCAUUUUUAUAUUGAGCUAAGCUAAUUGAUUAAACUUAAUACAAAAUGAAAUAAAUAAUAACACAAAA